Molecule: messenger RNA, 669 nt
Organism: Rhizophagus irregularis DAOM 181602=DAOM 197198
Lineage: Eukaryota; Fungi; Glomeromycota; Glomeromycetes; Glomerales; Glomeraceae
Source: RefSeq, a predicted model, not a curated record
AAAAAAAAAAAAAAAUAGUAAAAAAAAAUAAAAAAGAAUUAUAAGUUAAAAAAAGUCUAUCUCCAUUAUAAAACAAGAUUAAAACAAGUACUGAAACCCGUCAGUGAGCUGUUGAAUAUAUUUUAGAAAUGGUCGGUUUUCCUAAUUUGGAUAAUGCAAAAUUAAAACUUUUUUUAAAAAAACUAAAAUGCGAAGAUGGUUUGCAUUAUUUUUAUACCUUGGCCGACCGGGACGACGUCCAUUGUGUGGAACUCGAGCAGGCAUGUGACCUCCUCCGACUUGUACUAUGUCUUUAGUAAUGAUUUCACUAUUAUGUAUCGAAGCUAUGGGUUUAAACUGGUUAUUCUGAUUAUUGCUAUUCACUUUUUGUUGACUAGUAGUAGCUUGACUAGUUGACGCAGCAGCGUCUUCACUGCGGAUGUACAUAAAGUGAUUACAUCAUCACAAAAAAAAUUUUUUAAUUUUAAUUUUUAUUUGGCUAAACUUUUUAUCUAAUUUUGGUGCGACAGAAGGAAGAGUAAUCAUUAUAAUUAUUAACUCACGCUUCGGCAUCCUGUUCGGUAUAUCCUGCAAAAUAUCUUUUCGAAUUAUGACUAACAUGAUACAUGCGUGUCGUUGGAUCAUAAUAUGGUCCACGUUGUUUUCUUGCCCAUAUUAAUAAACUGUUCC